This is a messenger RNA of Gallus gallus (chicken), 2592 nucleotides long. RefSeq lists its product as uncharacterized. Bases 455 to 772 code for a protein of 105 amino acids. Gene Ontology annotation, cellular component: membrane. The record is from RefSeq and is a predicted model, not a curated record. The transcript is spliced from 8 exons. Lineage: Eukaryota; Metazoa; Chordata; Aves; Galliformes; Phasianidae.
CGCGGGGCGAGCGGGGCGGCGCCCAGGCUGCGCCGCUGCUGCAUUGGGCAGGGCGGUGGACAGCCCCCGUGCUCCGUCGUGUGGUGGGAAUUCUCGUGCUUUGUCGCUCUUCGUUGGUGUCUGAAAGAGGACUUCCCAUUGGAAUUUGUACCGAGAAAACCCCAGGUCUUUGCCACCAAGGCUGGCUAAGAUGCUUUGGCAAAUACUAGAGAUGUUAUGUUGGGAUUGUUGAGUGCAAGGGCUUUAUAAGCAAGAAUAUCGAGGAACAGAGCCUGAGUGGCUGAGAAAUUGAGUUGGGACUCAGGAGAACAAUUUGUGACUGUCACAAACUUCCUGUGUGGCCAUUGCAGGCAGUUGGUGUCGUACAGCACAGCAGCAGCACGGCCGUGAAUACAUACACAAGUACUCAAGUUUGAGGACCCUUUUCUUCGGCAGGCGAUAAAAGACAACGCAAAUGCAAGUUUCAUGUCCCUCUCUGUUAUUAGAAGCCGCUCUCCUUGAGAACGUCUGCACUAUGGCUGCUGAACGGCAUUACUCCCCACCGGAGAUCUCUGAGCCCACGCUGAUGGAGACUGUGCUGCACCACGGACUCUUCUUUGGAGCCAUUUUCCAGCUUCUCUGUGUGUUAGCCAUUAUCCUGCCAGUUUCCCAGUCCCGUAAGACAGACUCGGAUGGUUCUGGGACUAAGACCUGGGAGGCGGUGAAGAAACCAAAGGCAAGUGCUGCGCAGCUAAGUAAGAAACCCAAGAAGGAAAGCAAAAAGAAACGAUAAGGGCUUGACCGACAAGCCUCAAAAGACAGAAGAAUCACCUGUAAUGCUUCCUCAGAGAUUGUACCAAAGGCAUCCGAGUAUGUCGUCUGGUUUUCUGGCAUUGCCAUGCUUUACCUUUCGCAGACAAUGGAGAGGAACUGAGGAAACUGGAAGGGAAGGGCUUCUGAUGUGUUACAAGCAAAGAGUCAUAAGCAGGACUUUAUGUGAUGUGAUUCGUGGGUCAGUCCCCAUCCAGUGUAGUAUGAGACUGAAAUAAGGCUAGACAGGACUGGAGAGUGGGAGGUGGUGACGUAGCCACAGAGUAAGGCAUCUUAAGCUUCUUGAUGCCAGCUCACAUCUUGGUUUUUUAGACCACAAAUGAGUCAGUGGGAGGAGAACCUGCUGUGUGAGGUGCCUCAGGGCUCAGAGCGGCUUUGAAGGAAAGGCUUCUGUGGCAGGGCUGCAAGUCUGCCAUCUUUUUGCAUACGUAGACUGCCAUCCUCCAUUGACAAAGGCAUUGUGAGCCCAGGUAUGGCAGUAGUGCUGUUAGGUUUCUGGUAGAGAACAGACGCAGAACAGCACAUUUGCUGAAACCAUCAGUUUGCUGCUCUCCCUUGCUGUUGGUGGAAAUGACGAGUGGACAGCACAAGGAAAGCAGAACAAAGCAUGUGAGACAAAAGCACUCUGAAGUUGCUUGGACAUCUCAGGACAAAGAAACAUGACAAAAAUUUCCCAUGCAAACAACACAAACUGGUAUCGUUGUUGAGUUUCCAUGGGUGAGGAUGGUAGUUGUUUUAUCUAACUCUGUCCUUCUGCAGGUUCCCUAAAGGUGGGCUCUGUUGCAUUCUUCUAACAGAGGCACAACUACUGAAAGAGUAAUGCACGCAUUACCCAAAAUACAGGAGUGCUUCCACAGCCAAAAACUGGUUGCCAUGAGCCCUGUGUGGUUGUUACCUCGGAGCAGCAGGCUGCUUCUUUCUCUGACUGAACGAGACUGAAUGAGUCAUUGCUAACUGGAAAUCCUGGAUGCUGGGGUUUCAUUUUGGGGGGGGGUGUGAAUUGAGGAAAGCAGAUUAGGCUAAAAGUUAUGUGCCUUCAUGAGGUGUUGAAUCGGCAGCUGCAGAUCUGACCUUGCUAAGCCAGGUUCUCACUGCUGAUAACAGAUGCUUUUCUACGGACUUGGACAGUUAGUGCAGACAGCGGGUGUCCUGUCUUUGCACGUAACAUCGUUAGCUCCCCUAUCUCUGGAAUGCAAGGUAGCAGGCUCAAACAGUAAAACCACAAAUUAACAAAGAAGCGGCGGAUUGGUGAACAGAGUUGUGGCUGAUGAGACGACCAAUCAGAGCCACCCAUCGUAACCCAAGCCCAAGAAAAUAGCACCAUGACCUUCAUCAGAAAGACCACCGAGAGACACGCGUGUGUAAAAGAGCUGAGACUUGGGGCGGGGGCGGGGGGGGGGGUUGUCAGUCAUUUUGGGGACUCAUUGUAAUAACCCAACCUUUUCUUGGACAUCUAAUGCAUAUGUAAGCAGCUUGGUCUUUAAGUAUGUGCCUUUCUUGCCCUCCGGCAUGCAGGCUAGGUGGGCAUAUCCCCCGCUGCAUCUGGCGUGUGCGCAGCGCUGAUUAGACAUACCUGCUUUAUAACUACUCAGAGGUGGGAUUGUGCUGUAUUUGCAGUUGGUUCCGAACGGCUCGAUACCUGUUUUGAAAUGUUGAUUAGCUGAACUUACGGUAUGCCUUUAGUAAUUACCGUAUUCCACAUUUUAUUUUCUGUUGAAAUAUAUACUAAAUACAAGCAAAAUAUUUUUGUUUAAAAUAAAAACAAGAAUAACUUUUUAAAAA